AUAUUAUCUGAAGAUUCUCACCGGGCUUUAUUAGAAUUCAUGAAAAAAGAUUAGCAAAUUAUAAUUGAAACGUGAAUAUUGUAUAAACCAAUAGUAUAAAUAAGGAAAUCAAUUAAAUUUCAAUCAGAACAAUGUUUCGAAAAUCUUUUUGUGACGUUAUUAUAAUAAAUUUAAUUAACUCGUGCGAAAAAAGAUUACUCAUACACGACAAAACACUAAUAUAUAAAUAUAAACGAAAUUUUUCGAAUACAAACAUAACUUUACAAAAGAAAUCGUUAUUUACUUACUCGUAUAAAAUGACUAAACAUAGUUUAAUGGAUCAACCUGCUCCUUCUAACCUUGUUCUUCAAAAUCAAGAAGGCGAAUCGGUUGAAUUAAAGUCUUUUAUUGGUAAUGGUAAACCAUCAGUUAUAUUCUUUUAUCCUAAAGACGAAACUUAUGGCUGCACCAAAGAGGUUUGUAGUUUUCGUGACUCAUAUUCAGUAUUUUCCGACGCUGGCGCUACCGUAGUUGGUAUCUCUUCGGAUCCUGUUGACAAGCAUAAAAGAUUCUAUGAUACUCAACACCUUCAAUUCCCAUUAUUAUCCGAUCCAAACAGCGAAGCAAGAAAGCUCUACGAUGUCCCGAAGACUUUAGGUUUUUUACCCGGAAGAGCUACUUUUCUGAUUGAUAAAGAUGGUAUCGUUCGCGACGUUUUUAAUUCUAUGAUGGAUUUUGAAGGCCACGUCAAAAAAUCUGUAGAAUUCGUUAAAAAUCAAGUUGUUUCUACCUAGAAUAUCUAUCAUACUUAUAUUGCAAUCUGGUAAUUUUAAUUAAUUAAUACCAAAUAUAGUCUAAUAUAGGUUGACAUUGAUUCGAAUUUAUUUAUUGUAAUUUAUUGAAUAUUCUAUGACACGCAAAAAAAAUUUAUAUUCAAAUUAUUCAAA
Molecule: messenger RNA, 926 nt
Organism: Rhizophagus irregularis DAOM 181602=DAOM 197198
Lineage: Eukaryota; Fungi; Glomeromycota; Glomeromycetes; Glomerales; Glomeraceae
Biological process (GO): cellular response to oxidative stress; cell redox homeostasis
Cellular component (GO): cytoplasm
Molecular function (GO): thioredoxin peroxidase activity
Source: RefSeq, a predicted model, not a curated record